Messenger RNA from Plasmodium cynomolgi strain B, 1749 nucleotides. RefSeq lists its product as hypothetical. The record is from RefSeq and is a predicted model, not a curated record. The transcript is spliced from 3 exons. Gene Ontology annotation, biological process: iron-sulfur cluster assembly. Bases 1 to 1749 code for a protein of 582 amino acids. Lineage: Eukaryota; Apicomplexa; Aconoidasida; Haemosporida; Plasmodiidae. Gene Ontology annotation, molecular function: ATP-dependent FeS chaperone activity; 4 iron, 4 sulfur cluster binding; ATP binding.
AUGGUCCACUCGGGGGAGUCAUCCAGCCAGUCGGGGGAGUCAUCCAGCCAGUCGGGGGAGUCAUUCAGCAAGUCAGGAGAGUCAUCCAGCCAGCCACGACUUCAUCGACGAGGAAUUCGUUUACGGCAAAGAGAUAGAAAAAAUAAAAAAAAAAAAGAAGCAAUUCUAGACUGCCUCAAAACUGUGAUCGACCCGGACUUAAAAAAAAAUAUAGUCGAAUUAAAUUUUGUAAGAAACUUAAAAAUUAAAGAAACGGACACUGGAAAGUAUGCUGUCGAUUUUGAUCUGAACCUCACGACCCCUGCCUGUCCGGUGAAGGACGAACUGUUGGCCGAAUGCCAGCAGAAAUUGGCUUCCCACGAAUGGAUUGAACAAACGAAUAUUAACACCACCUUUUUAAGUUUUAAUGAAUAUGGUGAGGAACAAACAAGGGAGAAAAAAAAUAAAAAAAUCGAAAAUGUGAUAGUUGUGUAUAGCUGCAAAGGUGGAGUUGGCAAGUCCUUUUUUUCUGUGAACUUUUCUUUUUACUUAAAAAAGAAGGGGGCAUCUGUGGGGCUUCUGGAUGCGGAUAUUAAUGGGCCCAGCCUUCCGACGUUGCUCCCCUUUGGACAUUCCUACGCCAGGUUUAAGAGCGCCCCGCUGAGGGGCACUAAGAUAUUUUACGAAAGGGAGGCGGACAAGAGGGAAGCUUCUGUGGAGUUGACGGAAAAAGGCGCGGUUGACGAACCCAGCGGCUACGAUACAGACCGACGCGCUGCGCACCAAGAUGACCGCCCCCUGGAGGACCGCCUCCCGGAGGACCGCCUUAUCGAGCCACUCCUCCACCGCGGUGUGAAGCUCAUGUCCUACGCAUACAUAAAGAACCAGAAGAACUUAGGAUUCGCGUCCUUCAGGGGACCCAUCCUAAACGAGUUAAUAAAGGAGUUAAUAAACCAAGUGGAUUGGGGAGUCUUGGAUUACCUAAUAAUUGACCUCCCCCCGGGAACAAAUGACAUACAUCUAAAUCUCUUCGAGUCGGAAAACAUCGAUGGAGUCAUCAUGAUAACGACUCCAAACGAUCUCUCCAUAAAUGACGUAAAGAAAGGAAUAAACAUGUGCAACCAUUUCAACGUCCCAAUUGUAGGCCUUGUAAUAAAUAUGAACUCCUUUAUCUGUGAUGCCUGUGAAAAGAACCACCUCCUUUUUAACAACUGCGAUAUGAAGCAACUUAAAGAGUCUUUUAAUAACGUAUACGAAGUCCCCUUUCAUUCUCUAUUCUCCAAAAAUGUGUAUCUUGAUGACCAGACAGGAGAAAGGAAUUUCCCCUUUAUCACAUCAUUUGAGGAUCAUCACCUGGUACAUCUGUUGGAGAAUGUCUUUCAAAGUUUAACUCGAGAAAUAUCCAUGAUCAAAUUUCAGGACAAAUUAAAUUUACCGUCUGUUCAGAUUUAUAAAAAAAAUUUUUUGCAAUUAUCCUUCGACUCGAUUGACAAUAAAUUUGUUUUUUCGGAUGACGUGUUAGUUUGCCACGUGAAGGAUAUUCGUCUGUUUGGGAAAAAAGAAAAAAAAAAAAAAAAAAAAAUACAGGAUGGGAAUUUAUAUGUAAAGGAAAUUGUCAAGUUAGGCAUUUAUAACGUUAAGAUUGUCUGGUCUGAUAUGCACGUCUCGGUUUAUUCCUACUCCUACUUGAAGCAUAUUUUUCUGAGUUUGCGUCUGCCUGGGGGAAACGCUUUGUGCGGGGCGGGUCGCAGCGCCUCCUUCGAGUGGUAA